UAGUAAGAGGAACGUCUUGUUUUGUAUUAAAUACAACAAACUCGUCUGUCAUUUGAUUACAAGCUCUUAGCAUAGCACAGACUACAGUAACUCAGAAAUAAUUCACCAUGGCCACCAGAGACAAGGCUGCUGAACAACUUAAUGAGUUUAAAUCGUCACAGAAGACCCCAGAACAAUGCACUACGGGAACAGGUGCCCCUAUUGGACUAAAGACAGCCACCAUGACAGUAGGUCCCCAGGGACCUGUCCUCAUCCAGGACUUUGUUUUCAACGACGAGAUGGCGCACUUCGACAGGGAGAGAAUUCCCGAAAGAGUUGUGCACGCCAAGGGCGCAGGCGCUUUUGGUUACUUUGAAUGUACCAAUGACAUUACCAAGUACACAAAGGCUAAACCAUUUGAAUCUGUCGGCAAAAAGACACCAGUGGGCGUUCGCUUCUCUACAGUUGGUGGCGAGAGUGGAUCCGCCGACACAGCCCGAGAUCCGCGGGGGUUCGCGGUGAAAUUUUACACCGAGGAUGGUAACUGGGAUCUGGUGGGAAAUAACACGCCCAUCUUUUUCAUAAGGGACCCCAUCUUGUUUCCCAGUUUCAUUCACACGCAAAAGAGAAACCCGCGCACUCACUUGAAGGAUCCUGACAUGUUCUGGGACUUCAUCACCCUGAGACCGGAAACCACUCACCAGGUGUCCUUCCUGUUCUCCGACAGAGGCACGCCUGACGGUUACAGAAGGAUGAACGGAUACGGAAGUCACACAUUCAAACUGAUCAACAAGGACAAUGAACCAGUUUACUGCAAAUUCCACUUUAAGACGGACCAGGGCAUCAAGAACUUGAUGGCAGACGAAGCUCAUCGUCUCUCUGCUGAGGACCCGGAUUACGCCAUCCGGGACCUUUACGACCACAUUGAGGACGGGAAAUUCCCCUCCUGGACCCUCAAGAUACAGGUCAUGACCUUUGAGCAGGCUGAGAAAUAUAAAUGGAAUCCUUUUGAUGUCACAAAGGUGUGGUCCCAGAAAGACUUUCCGCUGAUCGAGGUUGGGAAGAUGGUUCUGAACAAGAACCCCGGUAACUACUUUGCUGACGUGGAGCAGAUCGCCUUCUCCCCUGCUCACUUCAUCCCGGGGAUAGAUGCCAGCCCAGACAAAAUGUUACAGGGACGUCUGUUCUCUUAUUCGGACACCCAUCGCCACCGUCUGGGGGCCAACUACCUACAGAUCCCUGUCAACUGUCCAUACAAGGCAAAAACGUUCAACUACCAGAGAGACGGACCGCAGUGCGUCACGGACAACCAAGGCGGGGCUCCGAACUACUUCCCGAACAGUUUCUCCGGCCCUAAGGAUGACCCUGCGGGCUGUGAGAUGUGCCCCUUCACAGUCUCUGGGGAGUGUAGGCGUUAUAACUCGGCGGAUGAGGAUAACUUCUCCCAGGUUAACAUUUUCUGGAACAAGGUCCUGAAGCCAGAAGAAAGAGAUCGUCUUGUUGAGAACAUCGGAAACCAUGUGAUCAACGCACAACAAUUCUUACAGGACCGCGCUGUGAAGAACUUUGGACAGGUGGAUCCAGAGUUUGGCAAAAAGCUACAGGCGUAUCUGGAUUCCAUGAGAGGCGGGAAAAAUAAAGUCAACGUCGUGCUGAACGGCGUCAAGGUUACAGAGAGUUAGACUGUGAGAGUUUGACUUUUGAACGACGGAAAAGAAUCAAGGAAUAUUUUAAAGUGAAUAUAACUAUGUGCCAUAAUUAACGAUGUUUAUGGAAGAAAUUACCAUGUGAUUCGAAUACCCAAUUUGUCAUUUUUCAUGGAACAUUUAUGAGUAUAUGCACCGGCCUGUACAGUCAUUUCUACAUUGGAUUAUACAUAGUCUUCUGUAGAUUUGAUUAUACCUAGUAUUACUGACAUAAAUAUAUGCUGUACAUAGCAAGGAAAGAGUAUAACCUUUGUAUUGGACCCCGCAAACAUGACAUUGAUAAAAAAAUAUACAGCAUUAGAUUUUAUUCCUUCCUUUCUAUAUUUACAUUUGGUUUGGUUGCCUUGAAAUUGUGUUAUAAAUCUGUAUACUUGCUGGAAAAAAAAUGAAAGAAAUAAAAUGGCAAAAAGAUUCUGGACAUGCAGUAAUGUAUAUAUAUUAUUGUAUAACUUUGUCUUGAUUUAAUAUUUGAAUAUAAGCAUAAGUAUUAAAAAUAAAAAUACAUACGAAA
This is a messenger RNA of Saccostrea echinata, 2196 nucleotides long. RefSeq names its product catalase-like. The record is from RefSeq and is a predicted model, not a curated record. Gene Ontology annotation, molecular function: heme binding; catalase activity. Gene Ontology annotation, cellular component: peroxisome; cytoplasm; mitochondrion. The transcript has 13 exons. NCBI's taxonomy places the organism in Eukaryota, Metazoa, Mollusca, Bivalvia, Ostreida, Ostreidae. Gene Ontology annotation, biological process: response to hydrogen peroxide; hydrogen peroxide catabolic process. Bases 108 to 1661 code for a protein of 517 amino acids.